AUGCUCGAGGGGGAGCGAGUUGUGGCCGAAAAGACGGGCUGGCUGUGGAAGCAAGGCCAUCCAAGCGAGCGCACCCUGCUCUACUUCAAGAAGCAAGAUGAGCCCGCCCUUGGCAAGCCUCCCGCGGGCGUGAUUGAUCUCACGAGCUACCUCAUCGAGAAAGAAGUUGCCGUGCCAGACCGCAAGCAUUGCUUCAAGGUGACGACGCCCGUCAAGAUAUUCCUUAUCGAAGCCCCCGACGAGGAGUGCAUGCACGAAUGGAUGAACGCCAUAUCGGGGGUGGGUCUGCGCAUCGCCACGGCGGCCGAGGAGCUGAGGCGGAAGGAGGACAAGCUCAGGCGCGAGGAGGAAAAGAAGAAAGAGGAGGAGGAGUUCACCAAGCAGAAGGAGAUGGACAAGCAGGCGCACCUCCACAACAAGAAGCGGAGGCUGCUCAAGAAGAAGCAGCGGAAGGAGGAGUACGAAGCCAAGAAGCGGGCCGUCAAGGAGAGCCACGAAAUAGAGCUGGCCCACCGGGAAGAGUGGGGCCGACUCGAUCUGGAGCAAAGGGAGGAAAAGGAAGACCUGGAGGAGAAGUGGAGGGAGGUCGAGAAGACGGAGGAGCAGAGGCGGGCGGUGGACCCCAUCACGGCGAAGGCUAAGAAGCUGCAGAAGCAGCUCGAGCGGAAGCAGGUGCGAGAGCAGCUUGACCUCCAGAAGAAGCAGGCCCGGCAGGAGCUCAAGAUGCAGCUUAGCCACGAGGACGAGAUCAUGAAGUUCCAACUCUCACUCGACGACGAGAAGGACGCCCUCCAGGAGAAGCAAGAGUUGGAGUUGAAGAAGAUGGAUGAGCGGCACAAGGAGCAAGUGAUCAACAGGAUCAAGAGCAACGAGCUCGAACUGGAGAAGGCACGCGACGCGAUCAAGCUGCGUCGUGAGAAGCUGCUGCUAAACCACGCCCAGAAGGACGUCAAGGCGCAAGACGAGGCCCGCGCGCGCGAGGAGGUGCAGCAGGCCGCCGCCGCGGCCGCCGCGGCCCUUCAGCAGGCACCACCACUUCCGCCCAAACAAGCGCAGGAGGACACCAACCACCACCACGACGACGAUGACAACGACGACGAUGAUGACGGAGGGCACCACAACCACCCUCGUGAGGAGGAAGAAGAAGAAGCCAAGCCGCCUCAGUCCUACGAACCGACUCAACAACACGAGGAGGAGCAAGAGAGCAGCUACGCGGAGGUGCCCCUGUGA
This is a messenger RNA of Acanthamoeba castellanii str. Neff, 1230 nucleotides long. RefSeq names its product PH domain containing protein. NCBI's taxonomy places the organism in Eukaryota, Discosea, Longamoebia, Acanthamoebidae. The transcript is spliced from 7 exons. The record is from RefSeq and is a predicted model, not a curated record. The coding region runs from base 1 to 1230 and encodes 409 amino acids.